This is a messenger RNA of Passer domesticus (house sparrow), 5256 nucleotides long. RefSeq names its product methylmalonyl-CoA epimerase (gene MCEE). Gene Ontology annotation, cellular component: mitochondrion. NCBI's taxonomy places the organism in Eukaryota, Metazoa, Chordata, Aves, Passeriformes, Passeridae. Gene Ontology annotation, biological process: L-methylmalonyl-CoA metabolic process. The transcript has 3 exons. Gene Ontology annotation, molecular function: methylmalonyl-CoA epimerase activity. The coding region runs from base 193 to 717 and encodes 174 amino acids. The record is from RefSeq and is a predicted model, not a curated record.
GGAGGGCACGGCCCCGGGAGGGCGCGGCCGCCUCCCCUCAGCGGCGCGGUGCCGCUCCAAUGGCGCGCUGUGCGGGCGGGCACGGCCCCUCGCGGUGACACGGCGCUGCCCACACGCCGCGCUGUUGCCGAGCCCGCACCGAGGGUGCCGGGGAGGGAGGGCGGCGCUGCCCGCGGCCGAUCGGGCGGUGAGAUGGCGGCGGUGCUGCGGCGCGGAGCGGCCGGGCUUCUUGGCAGAUUGCAGACUUCUGCUCCCACAGUACGAACUCUGUCGUCAUCAAAGUCCUUCUCACAAAACAUUCCAAGCUGUUUGUGGAAACUGGGCCGACUUAAUCACGUGGCAAUUGCAGUGCCUGACUUGGAGAAAGCUCAGUCCUUGUACAAAGAUGUGUUAGGAGCCCAGGUGAGUGAGACUGUUGCUCUUCCUGAGCAUGGUGUCUACACUGUUUUUGUGGAGCUGGGAAACACCAAGCUGGAACUUCUACAUCCUUUAGGAGAGAAAAGUCCCAUUGCAAGCUUCCUGCAAAAAAACAAGACUGGAGGAAUGCAUCAUAUCUGCAUUGAGGUUGAUGACAUAAAAGCAGCUAUGACAGAGCUGAAGAAAAAAAAGAUACGAAUAUUGAGUGAAGAGCCAAAAAUAGGUGCACAUGGCAAACCUGUGAUUUUUCUUCACCCUAAAGAUUGCCAUGGAGUCCUUGUGGAACUCGAGCAAGCUUGAGCUGCAAUAUUCAUAAAUUAAACAAUAGAAGAGUUGUGAAGUUCCUGAGCUGGUGCUGGGAAUAUUGAUGUGGUAUUCAGUCUGCACAAGUUCAUUGAAGUUCCCAUGGAUGAAGUGCAGCUUUUGAGUACUGAAAUACUGCUACAGAUUUAGGGUCUGGCUUUGUUGUUGUUGCUGAUUUAAUUUUCAGAAUUAAUAUGUUGGCAUUUCUUGAAUUCUCUGUGAUUCUAAACACAAAUACACGAGCAAAGUUACAUAUGUACCAUAGUAAUUUAUCUUUUGUUGCCUGUUUGCAGCAAGAUUUUACCUCCGUAGCCACAGAAACUGUACAGUUUCUAGGUCAAGCUGCAUUAUUUUGCUCUACAUUUCAGAGCAGAGACCACUUUCGGAGCAGUUGCCACUUCCCAGUGACAACAAUACAGCUUAGACAUUUUAUUUAGAAAUAAAGGAAAACAAACAUUCUGUUUUCUCUUUUCACUAUCCACCAUCUGUGCUUCACACUGAUUGAUUGGUUUGUGCAAUAAAAAACCCAUAUAUUAUUUUAUGGAUGUCUACAAUCAGUAAAUAAGUUUUUCUUGGCAUAACAAUUACUGCCAAGGAAGUUAACAUGCACAAAUCAUCAUUUAUUUGUUUUAUGAUCUUUGUGGAUAUGCAGGCAAUGCAAGAAGAGAACCUGAAACUACUUGCCUGACAUAUAUUUCAUACUGUAAUGUACUUGUGACAUUUUAGUUUUUUCAUUUUUAGGGUUUCUUAAAGUUUUUGGUUUUUUCCCAAGCUUUCUCCACAGAAGAACAUCUUGAAGAGACACGAACAAGCAGCAAUUAACCUUUUCACUUACUUUACAAAUAAGGUUUUCCUGCGCAGAAGCACUUACAAAAUCAGUGGCAAACACACCACGUAAAUUUCCCUUCUGUACACAGUUGUUAGCAUUAAAGACCAGACCAGUAUGCUGAUGUCACAGGCUGCAGGCAGUUUUGUUAACUUAUUUAUGAACAGACUUCACUUUAUUGGUGUACAUUACCCAAGCAGUCUUUUCCUGAUGCUUUCUUUUAUAGGUUUGUUUUGACAUUUCAGCUGUAGAAAUAGAAGACUUACUAUUUCUUUAGUCUUCUCAAGCCUUAAAAAGUCAUACUUUCCUAGCUUAACUACAAUCUGAAUUUUAAAUUUUCCUACAUCUCUGCAUAUACAGUAAGAACCUUCAGCUUGAUAUGAAGAUGAUUUUAGUCUACAACUUUUUACUUAAUGAAAUUAUUUGCAAUGUAUGUCAUGCUUGCAGCAACAAAAUACAAAUAUAUUGUUGACCUGAGAUUUAAACAUGUUUCUAAAGACAUUGACACUUCCUCAUGAAUUUUACUUCUGAAAAAAUCUCUACAAAGCCAUGAUUUUUUUUUAACAAGAUAGUUUUGUACUUAAAAUAAAUACUCCUUCUGUCAUGUUUUAAGAAAAACACAGCCUUCCACAGGGUUCCUAUAUUUCAUCAAAUCACUGUUUAGAGAGUAGUUUGUGAUCUAAAUUCUAAACUGCUUAAAUUUAGAAAUCCUAACACUUAUGAUGGAAAUGCAGAAUGACUUAAUAUUCCUGAAAGAUAAUUUGGCCAUCUUAGGAGAUGAGCAAAGCCACUUUUGUCUUUUCUGUCAAAGACAACAAGGUACCUUUUCUGCAAAACCAGCAUAGGAAUACCAAUACUAAAAGCCUCACUAGUUAAGAUAAUUGAACAGAAGUCUUUAAACCAAAUACCCUUAGUUUGGUGCAACAGAAACCAUCCUCCCAUGGUUCAUUCUCCAUUUAUUUGUCCUGUCUGAAGGAGAUGGACUUCUGUGUAUGGCAUCUAUCAACAUAUCAGAGUAAGUAGCCUGAGGUAGUGUCACAGCACAUGUCACAGUUGAGACAGCCACAAUACACAAAGUUUCCCCAUACAAUUUCAGCAGGCUUUAAGCAUUCACCCAUACAAACCAUAUCAGAAGGCUUCAGGACCCUCCCCACACAGAGUAACACCACACCACUUCAGAAGGCUGCAAGCAUCUGCCCUUCUUGUUCUUCAGCCCCACCUUUUAUCCCCUCAUGUUGAUGCCCUGCACCUGUGUGCCCUGUGCUCCCUUUGGGGUUGGUCAGUGCCCCUGGGCACUCCAUGGCUCAGUGCUGUCAGUGCUGCUCACCUGCUGCUCACAGCUGUGCCCACUGGGGAGGAGGCUCAUGCACAGCCCCACUCCCAAUGACCACAAACAAGGUAGUGCUAGAGAACAGAGAUCUUUAAGUCAACACUUGUUCCACCUGAAGAUUGUGCUCCCUAUCUUAAUGGCAGAAAGAGGCUUGUAUUACUUUUUAGCCAGUAAGCAGCAGUUUUCCUGACUCACUGAUGUGGGGUUGCCCAGUGCUAAGUCAGCUGAUGCAUUUUAUUCCUUGUAUCUAAGUUGUGCUCCUAUCUCACAGUUCAUACUUUUUUUUCUGACUGUUCCUAAGGUGGAAGUCAAAAAAGCGUCAACACACACAAAACCCCAGCCUUGCAAAAGACAGUUUAGGGCUGCAAAUUAGUCAGUACAGAAAACUGGAUCAUGUUCUUAUAAACUUAAAAUUUGAUGGGGUCAGACCCCCUUACUUGUCUGGGUGUGUGCUACAGGACAAGAGAAUUUCCCCUUCUGGAGCUAUAGACUUACAGAAUAGCCAAGGGAGCUAGACAACUACAGGAUCUGAAGACAGCUACAACUGAGAGAAGGUUCCUGUUCAUAAACUUAACUCCCUUAGACUUCAGUGGGAACAGAAUCAGCCCCUAUCAACUGUGUAGUCCUUCACUUUAAGGCAGGCAGCCUUCACAAGCUGUUGUUCUGACUUACCAAAGGUUUGGGACAGGGCUUACAUACAUGGGCUUACUCUUUGUCACUGCCAUAAGAGGGGAGUAACAUCCAGAAAAACAGUGGAAUUUCAGGGAUGGAAGCUGGGGAAUAAGAGAACUGUGAUUGGCUCCUUUCAGUGGAGGGACAUUUGCACCAUUUUACAACUUCUGGGAAGAACAACAAUUAUUCAAGUAACUGCAGCCUGAUUAUCUUGGAAGAGAAUUAGGCUCUUCUUUUUUGUUUUUUGUCUGUUUGGUGGAUUUUUUAAAACAGCAAAACCUUCUUCUCUGAUAAUGUCAAGCUUCUCAGAAGAUGGAGUGUUAGUAUUUUGCCAGUAAAUUUUCUCACGCUUGUGCCAUUUGUCAAGUGCGAAUUCCCUGUUCCAAUCUCUCCAUGUGCCUUUUUUCCCCUCUGAGCUGAAGCAUGUUCCCAUUUUAUGCUGCCUAAGGCAGACAAGACACAUUUUUCUGGAUUCCAUCAACAUUACUCAGGCAGCUAAAGAGCUCAUAAUUAAAUGAUGCAAAGUAUCUUUUUUUACUUCCUCUCUGCAGCCCUCAAGUCACUCCUAGGUGGGAGGAGGUGAACAGGCUGCAGAAUGAAUCCCAUUCCUUAUGAUGAGACAAACCUAGAAGGAAACUUAAAAAGCUGGGAAAAGAACUAACUGCAUGCUUUUUAAAAGCUAACCUUACAGUUUUGCAGUUCUGCAAAAACUCUGUUGCUAUCAUGCUUAUUCUGCAAUUAAUGCACCCAAAUUUCAUUCUGAAUUCUGUUGCUUUCAUUAUUACCAUAUCAAGCUGAAAUCUCAUAGAAAGACCAUGAAACAUGGAGAUGUUUACAUUGUCUGGUUGAGGUACUUACCCUAGGAGUGGGUGGACAAUGAUAUCCUUGGCACUUCAUUUGAUUCUGUCCUUACAAGGAAUUCUUCCUGUAGUGAUGGUUAGUUGGACAUGGGUUAGUUGGACAUAAGAACCCUUAACUAACAGAAAAACUCAAAAUUAAUUGUUUCAAUAUUGGUUUUUUUACCAAAGCAGUUGCCAUGUUGGCCAAAUUGAGGCUGUCAAACAGAGUAAGAUCAUCAAGUUCAACUAGUUAAUUAAUAUGAAAAUGGAAUCUAACAACAAUGUAUAAAUUAAUCAACCUAAGGCUGACAUUUUCCAGUGGAAGACCUCAACCACUUAGGAAUGCAAAAUGUGUCACCUUUGACAAGCAUUUUCAAAGCACUUUGAAAAAAUUAUGAAAUAAAUAUCUUAUUGUGAUGGAGGGAUGUUUGUGUCUUGUAUAAUCUUUAAAUAUCUAUAAAAUUAUGUCAACUGUCAAUUUUAAUGUUCAUUUACACUGUCUGGUAUAUUGUCAAAAAGCAUUGCUAAUUGCAGAAUUCAUAGCAUAGAUUCACAAGUGAGGAAGACCUCUCCAAUACAUUUUAAAGUAAUGAUACAUUUUGAAACAUUUAAUGACUUUUCUAGAUCUAAUCUAAAGUGGCCUUUCAACUGUUACUGCUAAUACAAAAAUAGUAAAUAGGUACUAAAAUGUUCUGUGAAGUUGAUCUUUAAUGAAAUUUUUUGUUUAUUUUUAACAGUGCAUUUUUUCAGUAAUUUUAACAGCUUCAAAACAUGAUUUUAAGAUCUGAAGUAAUUUGUAACUGCAGGUACCCUGAAAGGAUAUGUGAUGAUGCACAAUUUGCAUUAAAUAAAGGGAAUAUCCAACUCUG